AUGGCAAAUCCGGUUGACAAUCGUAAUGUGGGUGAUAGUUCUGGGAUUUUGAUACCUGCUGCUGAUAAAAGACGUCGACAGUCGAUGAUGUUGCUGUCUGAAAGCGCGAAAAGUCGAAGAUCUAUGGCCAGUCGGUCAAAAUCUGUCGCUGUUGGCGGUUCACCCCCCUUGGGCAAAAGCACGGAUUCACGGACGUUUAUAGAUGUUGGAUCUCCUAGUUUUAAGUUACCGAAUGUUGAGAAGGAAGCUGAGAUUAUUCAUUCGUUGAAGCAGAACUACUUGAGAGACAACUUCACGAAGUCGAACUCUUUUUCGCAGCUGAGCAAGAAAUCGCAUUCAUCGGUUACUGGAGAGAGCGAUAUUCCCAGUGAGACGGAAGUCAGCAUUCCAGAGCAUGACACAAACCUAAACACUGAAGGUGGUGAUAUGAUACGGGACUUUUAUAAGCUUACGUCGCCCCUAGAGCAAAGUGUUAAAAAGGGGAAGAAUAAGUCGGCUGAUGAUUUGAGUUUUGCAGAUGCACAUAGACGCAAAGGAUCUACUGCGAGCGCGUUGAAUGUUCCUGGAGGGUUCAGAAGAGAGUAUAUUGUUCAGAAAAUUCGGAAUGAGAUGCCUAAGAUGAAUGGUAAUAACGACCUGUCUUCGCAUAAUACAACCCCGUCUUACGGAUCGGUCAUUUCUUCUAACAACAAUGAAAGUCAGUCUAUUUCGGGUGAGAAGGUGCCCUUUUUAACGAGAAACUUCUUGGAGUUUUUGUACGUGUAUGGACAUUUUGCGGGUGAAACUUUCAACGAUGACUUUGCUGUUGGUGAGGAUGACGACGCAUUCGAUGAUGAUGUUGACAGGCCUUUGCUGAAUAGGGCUGGGAUGGAAGAUUAUGGGUUUCCGAAGUCACCUGCUGCUAGACCAUCCCAAGUGAAGACUACUACUUUCAAAGCAUUUUUACUAAUGCUGAAAUCUUUCAUAGGUACUGGUGUACUAUUCUUACCUAGUGCCUUUGCUAAUGGUGGAUUGACCUUUUCAAUCAUAAUGCUAUCAUUUUUCGGAGUAUACUCGUAUUGGUGUUACUAUAUUCUAAUUAAAUCAAAAGUUGCUACUGGCGUAUCGUCAUUUGGUGACAUUGGUACGAAACUAUACGGUCCGUGGAUGAGAUAUACAAUUCUCGCAUCAUUGAUAUUGACACAGUUGGGAUUCUCUGCUGCUUAUGUUGUCUUCACUUCUAAGAACUUACUUGCAUUUUUCGACAACGUGUUCCGCCUACCCAACUUGCGAAUCGAACAUUUUUUGGUACUUCAAACCAUAAUAUUCAUUCCUUUAGCCUUCAUCAGAAAUGUGUCUAAACUUUCUUUAACCUCAUUGCUGGCCAAUUUCUUCACAAUGGCAGGAUUAAUGAUCAUUGUGUUUUUCAUCUUCAAGCAUUUGGUGUUCGAUCUGAACCUACAUCCAGCUGAAGGAAUUGUGUAUGGUUUCAACCCUUCUAAAUGGUCACUAUUUAUUGGUACCGCUAUAUUCGCUUUCGAAGGCAUUGGCCUUAUUAUCCCAGUACAGGAUUCAAUGAGAAAGCCAGAAAAAUUCCCAAUGGUGUUGGGCCUGGUAAUCAUUACCGCUACUGUUCUAUUUAUUUCGAUUGCAACAUUGGGGUAUUUGGCUUACGGGAAAUACAUUGAAACCGUCAUUUUAUUGAACUUACCCCAAGAUAAUAUUUUCGUCAAUCUGGUUCAGUUCUUUUAUUCACUUGCCAUUUUGCUAUCAACUCCACUUCAACUCUUUCCAGCCAUUGGUAUCAUUGAAAGUAAAUUGAUACCUAAAUUUAAAAAGACUGUCUCGCCAACCAAUAGUAACGAAGUUCAAUACUACCCUAAUUCUGGGAAACUCAACUGGAAAGUGAAGUGGUCAAAAAAUUUCUUGAGAUCUAUUAUUGUCAUCUUUGUCAUUGGUCUUGCAUAUUUUGGUAGCGCAAAAUUAGACGUUUUCGUCUCAUUCAUUGGCUGUUUUGCAUGCAUACCUCUCGUGUACAUGUAUCCUCCAAUGCUUCAUUUGAAAAGCUGUAGUCAACCAAAUUUUGAAACGAACAAAACGCUUCAAAACAAACUGAUGAUCUUGCUAGACUAUGUUCUUAUCAUAUUUGGAGGCAUUAGUAUGCUAUACACCUCCUAUCAGUGUAUCAUGGGGUAA
Messenger RNA from Kluyveromyces marxianus DMKU3-1042, 2175 nucleotides. RefSeq names its product Avt4p (gene AVT4). The transcript has a single exon. Gene Ontology annotation, molecular function: amino acid transmembrane transporter activity. Bases 1 to 2175 code for a protein of 724 amino acids. The record is from RefSeq and is a predicted model, not a curated record. Gene Ontology annotation, biological process: amino acid transmembrane transport. NCBI's taxonomy places the organism in Eukaryota, Fungi, Ascomycota, Saccharomycetes, Saccharomycetales, Saccharomycetaceae.